CUCAUUCAUUAUGUCGCCUCUGCAACUGAUCAUCUCUAUUUUCCUACUUCUCCCACCAUCACCACUCUCCGCAGCUCUACAUGCCAAACCGGGAUGCCUGGACCGGUGCGGAGAUUUACUCAUUCCAUAUCCAUUUGGCGUCGGGCCAAAAUGCAGCCUCAACCCACAUUUUGACAUCAACUGCUAUAAUUCCACUGACCCUCCAAAAGCUUACUUCUCCAUUAUGAAAAAACAAGUGAUUGAAUUCAACCAAACUUACAUUCGGCUCCAAAACCCCUACAUGAUUACAGCUUGCUAUGAUCUGUCAACGGAAGAUCAACAUACUAUGAGUGUGAACUUGUCGGGAACUCCCUAUAUGUUUUCGUCUGACAACGUGCUCACUGCCAUCGGGUGUGAUGAUAUGGUGCUGCAAUCCAACGGAAGUUCCACCCUUGGCGGCUGCUCGGCAUUUUGUUCUGACAAGAGUGAUGCCGGCUUCGGAGAUUGCCUAUAUAAUGGUUGUUGCCAUCAAUCACUCGACGGAGUAAGUUUCUUGGAAGCAAAACUGGUUGACUUGAGCGGAAGGUCACAACGUAAAAAGCUUUUCCAAUGCAGCUAUGCCUUUAUCCAGGAGAGGACAAAGAGGAAUGAAACCGUAUUUUCAUAUCCUUUGUACUAUCUGAAUAACUCAAAAGCAUUGGAAAAUGAUAAUUGGGCAUCUGCAACAAGGCCACCGGUAGUGCGCUUGGACUGGCUCGUUGGGGUUGAGAACUGCAGCCGAGCUAUGAAUUCCAACACUUACGCAUGUGUAGACGAAAAGAGUGUUUGUGUUGAUUAUAGACAUUCCUAUGGGGAUUUUAUAGUUACAGGAUACACAUGUAGCUGCGUGGAAGGGUACGAGGGAAAUCCUUUCUUACCGGGAGGAUGCCAAACAAUAACUUCCUCUUCAAGUUCAAUUGCCAAACCUGGAUGCAUGGAUCAAUGUGGAAAAGUAUCGAUUCCAUUUCCAUUUGGUGUAGGUCCAAAUUGCUACUUGGAGCCAUUUUUUGAUGUUGUUUGCAACACAGACACCAACCCCGCGAAACCCUACCUCCGUCUUUUAAACACUGAAAUUCUUCAGCUGAACUCAUCAAAAGUUCUUGUCAGCCAUAGGAACGUGUCAUCGAAUUGCUACAAUUCGUCCGAGUUAGACUAUCAACUUGAGCGGAGCUUGAAAAUUGACUUAUUGCAAACGCAAUAUAGAUUAUCAGAUGAGAACUGGAUCACCACCAUUGGCUGCAAUGUUAUGCUUAACACGGUUAUUGGACGAGACAAACGAAGUUCUAUACGCAGCAGCUGCGCAGCCAUAUGCUCUGACGGAAAUAUCGAUGAUAAUGGUAGAAUUUCCGUAAGUUGCGAAUAUGGACCAACAUCUUAUGCAGGUGAUGGGUGUUGCAGGGUACCAAUUCCAAGAGGUACAAAUUACCUCGAAUCAAAUAUGACUAAUCUAAGUGAGCCACGGACAAGUGUCAAUAUUUCAUGCAGCUACGCCUUCAUUGCAUACGCUCAAAGAAGGAAUGAAAAUGAUCGUUAUGGUAUACGAUUUUGGAUUGUAAAUAACUCAAACCCGAUGCAAAAUCGUGUUCGGCCGAGCAUGGCAUUGGAUUGGAGGAUUGGAGUGUUGAAUUGCAAAGAAGCACGGCAGGAUCUCGCUAACUUCGUAUGCCGAGAUAAUAGUGAUUGUGUUGAUUUUGAUGCUACGCUUGGAGGGUACCUUUGCAACUGUUCCAAAGGAUACAGAGGCAAUCCUUACCUCAGUCCAGGGUGCCAAGAUAUUGAUGAAUGCGCUGAUGAUUCAACUAAUACAUGCAUCUCAAAUUCAAUUUGCGAAAAUGCUCCGGGGACGUUUCACUGCUUGUGUCCGAAAGGGUAUAUUGGUGAUGGGAAAAGAGAUGGCACAGGUUGCAUCCUGCAGCCGCCAUCCAAAACCAAGAUGAUUAUCUUGACAGGUAUAGGCUCUGGAAUGGGGUUUCUGCUUCUAGUCUCGGUGUUCUUUUGGUUGUAUAAAUUGUUGCGAAAGAGAAAGGAGAAAAUUGUAAAAGAUAAAUUCUUCAAACGAAAUGGUGGCCUUCUCUUGCAACAACAGACCAAUGAAGGUGCGCUUGGAAAAACAAAAGUUUUCCCUGCAAAAGAGUUGGAGGUGGCUACAGAUAACUUUAAUGAGAGUAGAGUUAUUGGGCAAGGAGGCCAAGGCACUGUCUACAAGGGAAUGUUAUAUGAUGGUAAGAUUGUUGCGAUAAAAAAAUCAAAGUUGGUCGAGGUGAAUCAGUUGGAACAGUUUAUAAAUGAAGUGGUGAUACUAUCGCAAAUAAAUCAUAGGAAUGUGGUCAAACUAUUGGGGUGUUGUUUGGAGACUGAGGUUCCUCUGCUUGUUUAUGAAUUCAUGCCAAACGGUACACUUUUUGAUCUAAUUCAUGAUCCAAGUAGUGAAUUUCCAUGUACAUGGAACAUGCGUUUAAAAAUUGCAGCAGAUAUAGCAGGGGCGGUAGCGUACUUACACUCUGCAUCUUCUGUGCCUAUCUAUCACAGGGAUAUCAAGUCCAGUAAUAUCCUCCUAGAUGAAAAAUAUGUUGUCAAAGUAUCUGAUUUUGGAACAUCGAGGUCUGUUGCUACAGAUCAGACUCACUUAACAACUCUGGUUAAAGGCACGUUUGGAUAUUUAGAUCCAGAAUAUUUUCGGUCCAGUCAAUUCACAGAGAAGAGCGAUGUUUAUAGUUUUGGGGUAGUUCUUGUCGAGCUUCUUACAGGGCAAAGGCCAAUAUCUCUUGAUAAAACAGAAGAGGAAAGAGGCCUAGCGAGCCGGUUCCUUGUAUGCAUGGAAGAAGAAUGUAUGGACAUGAUUUUAGAUCCGCAAGUACGGGAGCAUGGAAGAAAGGAAGAGGUGACCCUAGUUGCAAAUCUUGCACAAAGAUGUUUACACUCGAAAGGGAGAAUGAGACCAACUAUGAAAGAAGUUGCUACUGAAUUGGAAAGUUUUAGGAUGUCUGAAAUGUCGAGUGGUGUUAACGUUGAAUCAGAAGAUGUGAGAUCUUUUGAAGAUAUGUCGGCGAUGAUUUCAGACACUGAGUAUACAUGGACGAACAGUUACAAGAAUGCUUCGGCAUAAUUGUCAGACACACAUCCGUUAGUGUUAUUUGAUAGUGCAUCAUAAUAUAGACGCAUUUAUAGUAGACUCAAAUAAGAUGAUCAAGAUUUGGUUCUAUGCAAUCUCUGAGAUUGAAGAUUGGAAUAUUGUUUAAGUUUUUUUUUUCUAUCAAAUGUUGUGGAUCUUUUAGAUUUGUGGUUUGUUCCUUGGGUUUAGCUACUUGAUUUUUGUUAUUGUGUUAAAUAUCGAAGUUUAGAGUCUAAUGAAUGA
Salvia splendens (bonfire salvia) is the source of this 3373-nucleotide messenger RNA. Its product is annotated as wall-associated receptor kinase-like 10. Gene Ontology annotation, biological process: protein phosphorylation; cell surface receptor signaling pathway. The coding region runs from base 11 to 3124 and encodes 1037 amino acids. Gene Ontology annotation, cellular component: plasma membrane. Lineage: Eukaryota; Viridiplantae; Streptophyta; Magnoliopsida; Lamiales; Lamiaceae. Gene Ontology annotation, molecular function: polysaccharide binding; ATP binding; protein serine/threonine kinase activity. The transcript has 6 exons. The record is from RefSeq and is a predicted model, not a curated record.